Molecule: messenger RNA, 1632 nt
Organism: Chanos chanos (milkfish)
Lineage: Eukaryota; Metazoa; Chordata; Actinopteri; Gonorynchiformes; Chanidae
Gene: ro60
Product: Ro60, Y RNA binding protein
Exons: 8
Coding region: 1-1632 (543 amino acids)
Cellular component (GO): ribonucleoprotein complex
Molecular function (GO): RNA binding
Source: RefSeq, a predicted model, not a curated record
AUGGAGUCAUCAGGAUGCACAGCUACAAAGGACCAACUUCCAAGUGCAGGGGGCCAGGUGCCUAACUCUCUCAGCACACAACCUUGGGAAGUAACAGAUACCACCCGACUACGCCGCUUCCUCUGUUAUGGCUCUGAGACAGCCUCAUACAGCACUAAGGAUCAUCCACUGGGCAUGGAGAACACCCUAACCCUGAUCCGGCUCAUUGAGGAUGGACGAGGGUGCGAGGCAGUGGAGGAGAUCCGACGGUUCGGCCUGGAGGGCACGGCUGUCCGAGCCAACCCGACGUUCUUUGCGCUGGCUGUCUGCUCACAGCACUCAGAUGCCAAAACCAAGCAGGCUGCGUUCAGGGCCCUGAAGGAACUGUGCCGCCUGCCUUCACAACUCUUCUGUUUCGUCCAGUACAAAAAGGAGCUGAAGGAGGGCAUGCACGGAGGCAUGUGGGGCCGGGCUUUGCGCAAAGCUGUGUCGGACUGGUACAAUAGCCAGGACGCUAUGACCCUCGCUCAAGCUGUGACCAAGUGCAAGCACAGGGCAGGCUGGUCCCACCAGGACCUGCUUAGGCUCUCCCAUAUGAAACCUGCAAAUGAUGCAAUUGCUUUUAUCACCAAGUACAUCACAAAAGGAUGGAAGGAGGUGCGGGAACUGUAUGCUGACAAAGAAAACUCAGAGGAAAUUGUGAGAAUCUUUGAAUAUUUGGAAAGUGUGGAAAAGGCCAAGCACUCUACUGAUGAGCUGGAGGUUAUCCAUCUGAUUGAGGAGAACAGACUGGAAAGGGAACAGAUUUUGACAAACCACCUGAAGUCCAAAGAGGUAUGGAAAGCUUUGCUGAAAGAAAUGCCAGUGACCACUCUGAUGAGACACUUGGGAAAGAUGACGGCAGACAAGGUUCUGGCACCAGGCAGCUGUGAGGUUGCAGCUGUCUGUGAGAGAAUCCAGAAUGAGACUCUUCUCAAGAAGGCAAAAACACACCCCUUUACUAUCCUCGUGGCUUUGGAAAACUAUAAGAGAGGUCAUGGGAACAGAGGGAAACUGAAAUGGGAGCCUGAUGGAGACAUCCUUCGUGCUCUGGAAAGCGCUUUUACCAAAUGCACGGCGAACGUGGAGCCCACGGGGAAGCGGUACGUCGUCAGUGUGGAUGUCAGCGCCUCGUUGAGCAGCGUUGCCUUGGGAAGCUCUGUGAAUGCAGCCACAGCUGCUGCGGCAAUGAGCAUGGUGAUUGCUCGAACUGAGGCUGAUGCACAGGUACUGGUGUUUUCUGAAGGAGCCGUUGUUCCUUGCAUCAUCUCUGAGGACAUGUCUCUUCUGCAGGUUACAGCAGAGCUGAUCAAGAUACCUUAUAGCAGCACAGACUGUGCAAUGCCCAUCCUCUGGGCUUCAGAAAACAACAAAUCUGUGGAUGUUUUCAUCAUUUUCACCAACAACGAGACCUGGUUUGGCAAGGCUAAUCCUGCGGAGGCGCUCAGGAUGUACAGACAAAAACUCGGCAUAUUUUCCAAACUGAUCGUGUGCGGAAUGACCACCAACAGCCUCUCCAUAGCCGACCCAGAUGACCGAGGUAUGUUGGAUAUUUGUGGAUUUGACUCUAGGGCUGUGGAAGUAAUCCGUAACUUCGCCCUGGAUCUCAUUUGA